CUAUGUAUAGAAAAUGUCAUUUUGUUUGACAGCAGCUGCUGUGAGAAAAUUUUCUGGACUUUCUUUUCUGUUUUAACUUUUGACAAAAGCAGUCAUGGCUUCAAAAGUUUCCCGUGAUACUUUGUACGAGAGCGUUAACAGCGUCUUGGAAUUCUCCUCCAAGAAGAAGCGUGGCUUCUUGGAAACCGUUGAAUUGCAAAUCGGUUUGAAGAACUACGAUCCCCAAAAGGAUAAGCGUUUCUCCGGCACUGUCAAAUUGAAGCACAUCCCCCGCCCAAAAAUGAAGGUCUGCAUCUUGGGUGAUCAACAGCAUUGUGAUGAAGCCAAGGCUAACGGCGUUGAAUGCAUGGAUGCUGAAGCUUUGAAGAAAUUGAACAAGAACAAGAAGUUGGUUAAGAAAUUGGCCAAAUCUUAUGAUGCUUUCUUGGCUUCUGAAUCUUUGAUCAAACAAAUUCCCCGUCUCUUGGGUCCCGGUUUGAACAAGGCUGGCAAGUUCCCUGGUCUUUUGUCUCAUCAAGAAUCCAUGAUGGGCAAGAUCGAAGAAGUCAAGUCCACCAUCAAGUUCCAAAUGAAGAAAGUAUUGUGCUUGUCCGUUGCUGUCGGUCACGUUGACAUGAAACAAGACGAAUUAGUCCAAAACAUCCAUUUGUCCAUCAAUUUCUUGGUAUCUUUGUUGAAGAAGAACUGGCAAAACGUUCGCUCUUUGCACAUCAAGUCAUCCAUGGGCCCACCCCAACGUUUGUACUGAUUUGUUUUUAGAAAAAAACUGUUUUUUAUGCUUUGCAUUUUUAUGUUUUAUAAAAAUGUAAAAUAAAAAAUAAUUUAAAAAAAUUA
Molecule: messenger RNA, 834 nt
Organism: Lucilia sericata (common green bottle fly)
Lineage: Eukaryota; Metazoa; Arthropoda; Insecta; Diptera; Calliphoridae
Gene: RpL10Ab
Product: 60S ribosomal protein L10a-2
Exons: 3
Coding region: 95-748 (217 amino acids)
Biological process (GO): translation
Cellular component (GO): large ribosomal subunit
Molecular function (GO): RNA binding; structural constituent of ribosome
Source: RefSeq, a predicted model, not a curated record